Messenger RNA from Tripterygium wilfordii, 762 nucleotides. RefSeq lists its product as uncharacterized. The coding region runs from base 217 to 573 and encodes 118 amino acids. The record is from RefSeq and is a predicted model, not a curated record. The transcript is spliced from 4 exons. Lineage: Eukaryota; Viridiplantae; Streptophyta; Magnoliopsida; Celastrales; Celastraceae.
UAUAGAGGGCUAAAGCCCAAACGUGAGCCUAUCAAAGAUAGGGCUUAAUGAGUUGAUGAAACCAUGUAGAGAAGAUCUCCUUCAAACAACAGACGAGUAAAACUCAAUAACACCCAUGGGAGAAGCAUUGAGUCGCCAAAAUCUAACAUUCCCCUCAAGUUGGACACGAUUGGUAGUGUGAAUCAUGUUCAACUUGUCAGAGAUUUUCUGGAGACUAUGCGUAGGAAUAGCUUUGGUGAGGAUGUCUCCGAGUUGAUCAUCGGUGUUGAGAAAGUGUUGAUAAUAAGAAGAAUGAGCUAUGAUGUGAUGAGAUGCAUACUUAUGAAUGGAUGCAACAUCACAAAUGUAAUCUUAGCUUCUACCUCACCCAUUGUUGCUGGUGUGUUUUGUAGGCUCGAAUUGUCAGGCAAUGCAGAAGUCAAAGAUGGAGUAUUUACUGGUGGAAAUCCUCCAGUUGCAAGAGGUGAAGAUCCAUGUUCCGAUAUCAUGACAAUUUUCAAUAUAUUGCGGAAGUGUAAAGAAGAGAAGAAGAUAGAUCAAAAAGAGAGAGAGAAGGAGAAGAAAGUUGAAUAGUGCAUUCCAUUCAACUUAGCCAUUAAUGACUAUAGUUUGUUUGUAUAAAUACAAGUAGAGAAACUUGUAAAAGUAACCACCGGUUACUAAAUUGAAUGGACAUAAAGCAAAUAAAGUAUAUUUGACUAUUUACUAGUCUAAGAUUGAAAAUCCCUUAUAAGAUAAAUAAAGUGGGCCAGCUUCUUCCAA